Callorhinchus milii (elephant shark) is the source of this 3826-nucleotide messenger RNA. Its product is annotated as forkhead box protein O1. The record is from RefSeq and is a predicted model, not a curated record. The transcript is spliced from 3 exons. Gene Ontology annotation, biological process: regulation of transcription by RNA polymerase II. NCBI's taxonomy places the organism in Eukaryota, Metazoa, Chordata, Chondrichthyes, Chimaeriformes, Callorhinchidae. Gene Ontology annotation, cellular component: nucleus. Bases 1062 to 2819 code for a protein of 585 amino acids. Gene Ontology annotation, molecular function: DNA-binding transcription factor activity, RNA polymerase II-specific; RNA polymerase II cis-regulatory region sequence-specific DNA binding.
CUUCCCUCCCUCAGCAGUAGUGACUGACUGACUGACUGACUGACAGCCACGCGUUCACAUCCCGACACAACCCAAUCGCCCGCUGUUAGGGUUUUAUUUUUUUUUGUUGUGGGGGGGGGGAGAGAUUCGCAAUCGAUUCUCUUUUUUUUUUUACUUUUGCUCUUGAAGCAAAUCAGGACCUGCAUUGAAUCCGGAUUUAAACCGAAUUGCGAAAUCGUUGACUCUCUUCACCUCCAAACUCCUCCUCCUCCUCCUCCUCAUCAUCAUCCACCCACCCCCCCACCUCUUUGAAUAAAAGAAACGUUUUGGAUAUCAGGCAGAACUUUUUAAGUGUUUGCAGACUGCUUUCGGGAGCCCUUUUCAGAUCGGGGAGGGGAGCGGAGCGGGUGUGGAAGAGACUGCUUUGUGGACAAAGAAGACCUACUGCUGCCAGUCACGUUAACGGAUAAGGGGGGGGGGGAAGUUACUGCCUUUUCCAGUUUGCCAUUCAAGCAAGAGUGCUCUCCCUGUAUCGUCUCUCUCGCCGAAGAUCACUUUCCAGAAGUUACUACUUCAGAUUAAUUCAUCGGGACACAAUUUUGUUUUGCAAUUUUUUUUAAAAAAAAAAGAGAGAGAAAAUUCCGGUCGACGGCAGUGCACCUGGUGGAUUUCAUCGAGGUUUUAUAGUGUGGUCUGGUUUUUGUUUUGUUUUUUAAAAAAAAAUACACGAAAGAAUACGUAUUUGAGGAAUCUACACCGUGACUAAAUCGUGAUUGCACUUUGAAAUACAGGACUGAUUAAGUGAAAAGGUGCCCAAACUUAUUACAGCCAAUUAAAAUAUACUCAAAAUAGUUCACGUGGAUUCUGUUUUUUAAGUCCGAAAUUCAAAUAAGCUGCAGACGAAUACUGAGGUUGCAAAUAUUGAGUUGUUGCACAAUAUACCAUCAUAUUUGGCAUCUCCAGGUCUGUGUUUUUAAUCUUCCUUGAUGCAAACACUGGGACGCCAUCUGGAAUAAGUUAAAGGACGGAAAUAACUGUCGAAUAUGUUGUGGAAAUUUAGCAGUUUGGGAUGAUGAAAAUCGAUGCUUAAAACAUUUUCUAGCAGUUCAAUUUUAAUAGAAAGUAUACAGCUUUCUCUCUGUAGUCAUUUUUAUAAAGACAUGGCUGAAGAAGAGCCAAAAGUCGAGAUAGACCCAGACUUUGAGCCGAAGAGUCGCCCCAGAUCUUGUACUUGGCCUUUGCCAAGGCCGGAUUUGACAGUUGUCAAACCGGAGGAGUCGGCCUCGGGAACACCGACGGAAGAAGAAAAAACUGACAAUGCAGAUCCAAACGCUGUGAAAUCGGAGAGCGAAGCUGGUCCCAAUGCCGACAUCUGUUCCCAAACUGGUGCGGCGGGAGCUCAGAGGAAAGGUACCUCCAGGAGAAAUGCGUGGGGUCAUCAGUCGUAUGCAGACCUAAUCACCAAAGCAAUCGAGAGCUCUCCUGACAAGAGACUGACUCUGUCACAGAUCUACGAGUGGAUGGUCAAAUCUGUGCCCUACUUCAGAGACAAAGGAGACAGCAACAGUUCAGCUGGAUGGAAGAAUUCCAUCCGACACAACCUCUCCCUACACAGCAAAUUCAUCCGGGUCCACAAUGAAGCGACCGGGAAGAGCUCUUGGUGGAUGCUCAACCCUGAAGGUGGGAAAAGUGGGAAGUCUCCCAGGAGGAGAGCAGCAUCGAUGGAUAACAACAGCAAACUGAUAAAGAGCAAGGGGAGAGCUGCGAGGAAGAAGGCUGCACUUCAGGCAGCCCAGGAGGGCAGCGCCGACAGUCCUGGAUCCCAGAUAUCCAAAUGGCCUGGAAGCCCUUCCUCUCGGAAUAAUGAGGAUUCAGAUGCCUGGACCAGUUUUAGGCCAAGAACAAGCUCGAAUGCCAGUACCUUAAGUACUGGGCGUCUGUCUCCGAUAUUGCCAGAGCAGGGUGACUUGGAAGAUGAAGAUCUUUGCUCUUCACUCAUCUACCCCAGCUCCUCAAGCAAAUUGCCACCUACCCUAGUGGAAGAACUUGAACUUAUUGAUAGCUUGAACCUCAUGUCCCCGUCAUCCUCGGUGCCAUCUCAGCAGUCACUGUCCACUGGCUUGAUGCAACAGGAUUCCACAUAUGUCUUCAGGCAACAGAGUACAGCCUCAGGCUCACAGAGCUCCUCGUACGGAAGCUCCUUCUUCGAUUCGUCUGACCUGCCGCCUGUGCAAAGCCAUUUCAGUGGCCCCGCAACGCUUGAAGCUCUCCUGACCUCUGACUCCCCCACUCACAGCGACGUGAUGAUGAGCCAGAUUGACCCCGUCAUGCCACAGACAGGUGGGCGGCUCAACAGCGAGAGCCUAUUGCUGCUGGGGGAGUCCACCUUCAGUCCUCCGUCUGAGCAAUCCAAGCUGAACCAAGACGCUCACCAGGGGAAGUCUCCAGGUCCAUCGGCAGUGUCCGUUAACACCAACACUUUACCUCACACCCUGGGUAUGCUGGGACCUCAGCCCAAUGCCAACCAAAUGCCUAUGUUGAAGGCACAGCUGCAGACACCGCUGAGCCAGUCCCUGCCGCUUGGCCUGCAGUCCAGCCAGAGCUCCAACAGCAGCAGCAGCAUCUCCUCAGGAGGCCUGAAUGUCAACGUUGAGAACUUUCCUCGAGAUUUGGACUUAGAUAUGUUCAUGGAGAGCCUGGACUGCGACAUGGACUAUAUAAUAGACCAUGACCUCAUGGAUGAUGAGGGGCUGGAUUUCAACUUUGAUCCUGUCACCACCAGCCCGCCCUACUCCAAAACAACCACACAGUCGUCCACUCACAGCUGGGUGCCGAGCUAACUCCAAACGGACUCUCUACCUGUAAGUGGUUUCUUGUUUGCAAGUUGAUUUAGGCACCACUCCCCCUCACACGCUGAAUUUAACAUCUUGCUGAAGAGGCGACACUGGAGCAUGAGUAUUUGUUCCAUAAUAUUCUGCCUCGUGCAUUGCACAUGUCCGAGGGUGACUGUCCACUGUGCUCCCUCUGAUAUCCAGUGUACAUAGUCACAUAGUCCUUCAGUGAGGAUUCACAUUUUCCACGUGCCAACACUGCCCUGACUUCUUUUACACUCUCAGGGGAACUGGACUAAAGUGAUGAGGAUUAUAUAUAUAUAUUAUUUUUUGCUCACGGCUCUCAUCUGGCGAUCUGUCAUUUUGUAAAUACUAAGCUAUGUUAGCGCCCUGUACAGCGUGCUGACAUUUCAACAGGUGUGAUGUUUCUUUCAAGGUUUUUUUAAGGACAUAAAAUGAAGAUUUUUUUUUUAAUCCACUUUCAGUAAUAUGUAGCAAACAAUGCUCUCUCUCGCUUGGAUUUAUGUCACAAACACUACACUGAAGAAGGAUCAUUCACAGCUAACUACUAAGAGUUCAACUACAUCAUGCAAAGCCACGAGGUUGUGGGAGCGGAGCCCUAUUAGACAGGCUACAGAUUAAGGGAAGUAAAUGCAAAGCAUUUGUGAAAAGUUGGCUCCAUACCUUGCUUUUAAAUGGAAAGCAAUUGGGGCGGGGGGAUAAAGUGUGAGCGGAUAUCCAAUGAGACUUUUCUACUAGUUUAUUUGCCAACAACAACGGGUCCGGCCUGGACAUUCAGUUACAUAGUGACUGGACAGGUCUGCCCACCAAAUCCGUGGAAAUAACACAGCCCCAGCCUGUAAAGCAAUAUAACAACAACAACUUUCAUUUACAUAGCGCCCUUCAUGAGGGGUAGCGUCCUGGAGCACUUGAUAAUCUUGAAUAUAGGUGCAUAAUCGCAAGGAAGAAGAAUGCCCAAUUGAUAUUGCCUUCUCUCUCUUCCCCCCCAGCCCCCC